Molecule: messenger RNA, 1954 nt
Organism: Cajanus cajan (pigeon pea)
Lineage: Eukaryota; Viridiplantae; Streptophyta; Magnoliopsida; Fabales; Fabaceae
Gene: PDE318
Product: P-loop containing nucleoside triphosphate hydrolases superfamily protein
Molecular function (GO): GTP binding
Source: RefSeq, a predicted model, not a curated record
GUAUCAUGGUGCUCGAAUGCAAUAGUAUCGUAUCGGUGGAUAGAAACGCCAUUGAAGUUGAAAGAGUUCACAAAAGAGGUAGCUGCUCUCAACUGUUUGUAACAUUACCCGUUCCUUCCAAACCCACAGCGACAUGAAAGUCCCUUCCUCUCUUUUCCUCAAAGGCCACGUCGUUCCUUCCUCUGUGUUUCUCCUCAAAGGAACACCUAAUGUCAAAAUGAAUCCCAUUUUGUGCUUCUGUAAAGCCAUCCAAACUAGUUCAUAUGAAAUUUCCAAUGGAAGCUAUCACCCCACUGUGCAACAGACAAAAGAAAAAAAUACAAUGGAAAAGCCAUCUAGGAAAAUUGAAUCUAUUGGGGCAUUUCAAAAGUUGCCGAUUGUGAUGCCAUCUAUUGACAUUCUUGGCUCGGCAUUGAGAAAGGCAAGGAAGGUUGCUCCAACGAAAGGAAUUGCUAAUAUCGCAAAAAGGGAAAAAAACAGGGGUGCAAAGCAACUUGAUGCAUUGAUGAAAGAAAUUGCUGUUCCCUUGAGGACGUAUGUGGAGAAUUUUCCUAACAAAACAUAUCUUCAUCCUUAUGAAAGAUCUCUUAUUGAGCUGACACUUGGAGAUGGAUACUACGAAAAGGUGCUAAGAGAGGUAGAUGGUUUAAGGAAGAGAGUGGUAUCCGUUGGAAAGGAACAUGCUUCACUUUGCGCUAAGUCUUCAUCAAAGCGAGAAGCAGAGGAAAGGCUGAAUGAGGGUCUUAAGAAAGUUGAAGAGAUUUUUGCUCAGGAACGAAAAGUUGUUGAUGAUUUGUUAGACAUAGCCAAGACUCUUAGGGCGAUGCCUGUGAUUAAUUUGGAAACACCAACUCUCUGCCUUGUUGGAGCUCCUAAUGUAGGCAAAUCUUCUUUGGUCCAUGUACUAUCUACUGGCAAGCCUGAGGUUUGUAACUAUCCCUUCACAACAAGAGGAAUUCUUAUGGGUCAUAUUAUUUUAAAUUUUCAGAAGUUUCAGGUAACAGAUACUCCGGGACUGCUGAGGAGACAUGAUGAGGACCGGAAUAAUUUGGAAAAGUUGACUCUGGCUGUCCUUUCACACCUGCCCACAGCAGUUUUGUAUGUCCAUGACCUUUCCGGGGAGUGUGGCACCUCACCUUCUGAUCAGUUUUCUAUAUACAAAGAACUCAGAGAAAGGUUCACUGGACAUUUAUGGCUUGAUGUUGUGUCAAAAUCUGAUCUGUUGAAGACGUCUCCUGUGGUGUAUGCAACAGAUGAGCCUCUUCCCUCACAUGAGCUUGAGAAGUACCGGAAAUCAGGUCCCGAUGGAGCCAUUAAUGUAUCUGUGAAAACACAAGAAGGGCUAAAUGAGUUGAAGCAGAGAGUGCAUGAACUACUCAAUUUGCAGAUGGCCAAGAUAGAGGAUAUUAGCAACAACCCGGAGAAGUGAAAGGUGCCACUCCACCAAGGUUGAAAUCAAAUUUGUUAAGAAACUUCCUGGUCAAAUAGGGGAGUCUGGAACCUUCAUGAGCCUGAAUAUCUUUGUAAAAUAAGUCAUUGCUGCUCUGUGGCCAGCCUCCAAGCAGAAAAACAGGCAAAGACUUUUUCAUUACUGCCUUCAACAUUUGAAGCAUAGUAGAGUAAAUUGACGGUAGGCUGAGCGUGUCAAACUUCCAGAGAAUGUUGUGUUACCUAUUAGCUUGGUUGAGGAGAUCUUGUUCCACCUGUACAGGGUUUUCUUGAAGAAACAAGUAACGUUUCUUUAUCAAGUUCAUUAAUCAUUAGUUGCUAUUGGCUGCAAACAUAAUUUAUCGUAAGUCCAUUAUCAGAAGUGGUCAUAAAUUAGUUCACAAAAGUAUCUGCUACAAAGAUUUAUUUUUCAUCCUUUUCUAUGUUAUGCCUUGUUGAAAACAAAAAAUGUACUAGUUCAAAUUGAGGUGAUUGAUUUCUGUUGCACCUUGGUUUUUUCUAUUCA